UAUUUAUAUUUUAGGUUGGAAAUAUUUCAUGAGGUGAUGCGUAUCAUCAGGGUCAAUGAGCUAUUCUAUCAAAGACAACAUGGAUGCAACUUAGAGGACAGGAGUACUGCAGAAUACCUUCUCGUUAUCUAUUCAAUAGGAGAGUCUGAUUGAUAAUAACACCCGCAAUAUAUACAUAUAUAUAUGUAUGCACAAAUGUGCAUGUGUGCAUACGUAAUAUUUUAUAGAAUAAACAACACAAUCUAUUUCAACUCAAUCAAGUAGAAUCAAAGAAGUGAAGAUGUCUGCAGGAUUAAAAUGGUCAGAAAAGUCUUACACACUGACUGAUAUUGAUUCUCAACUUCGUAUCGGUUCCUGUAUUGUGAAGAUUGAACAAGGACAGGAAUUGCAGUCAUUUCUUGACACGUUUGCAAUAAAAUAUUUCAAAAAUCUUUUCAGUGUUCAAGCAUAUAAAAUGAACAAUAAUGAAGACCUCACCGAUGCUUCAACAUAUGGUGAAGAAGUGUGUAUACCAUUAAAUUAUACAAAGCAUGGUUCCAUAAUUCCUAUCUAUGGCACUUCACAUGUCUUCAAAACUGUUGAAGAGCUGAUAAUGGCUUUUCCGCGUUACGUUGAAGUGCAGGAUAACUUAACGUUUUGUUCGAAUAACUGCCUCAUUCACUUAAAGCCUGGUGAUCAUCUAGAACUACUGAAAGUCGAGAAAACAAUGAACACAAAUAGUAACCAACUGGUAUGUCAGAGAACAGAUGAUAAACAAAAAAUUAACUUAACUGCAAGUAGUAUUGGUCAUUUCAAAACUGUGGCUGAUCCAAAUACAUACAGCAUCAAAGAUGUAUUAAAAAUACUUAAGUUGCCACAAUUUAUAAAUUUUGGCAGCAGUAGUAAUGUUGUUGCAGACUUGGAAGGUGCUGAGGGUUACAUUAGUGAUGUUGAGUUUUCGGGUUCAUAUUUACUCGUCGGAUUAGAGAAAUUCCGAGGUGCUGUGGUCAACAGCCUUUCUGAAGAGAAUGAUAAUGACACUGGUUAUGUUUUACCACUUAAUUCUGAUUUAUUUCAACAUCUGAAAUAUCAUUUUGCCUUUAAGGAGGAAUCCAGAGCUUUAAGAAUAUGUAAAUUCAAGAGUGACAAUAACACAUUAGACCAGGAAUCUUCUGACAUAGUAAAAGAAUUCACUCAAAAUAGUAGAGAAUCAGGUGCUGAAGAUAUAUAUCAGAUGACAGCUUUUGAAAAUAACAACAACUAUUAUUCAACAUAUUAUACACAAGCCACUGCUCCAGUUCGCUCACAGGAUAUCUAUUUACUCCCUGAAUCAACAAGGAAAUCUUCAACAAGUGGAGAGAAAAUUGCCAAGAAAAUUAAUAGUACUAUUGAAUUAGUGAAAUCAAAGAUUAAGAAAACUUCACCGAAUUUAGCGCCAGGAUCUGCUUCACAUAUUUCUAAAAAGUUUUAUCCAUCUCUCUCCAAAAUAAGACUGGUGCCAGAAACGAAAGAAAAUAUUUACAAAGAUAUUGAGGAGAUUUCUCUGGAAGGACAGUCUCGUUUCUUUUCUUCUGCAUAUGCCUCUGUUAACCCUGAUAUAGAGAGUGACUCAACAGCAGAACCUGGAAAUAAAUCUAAAGAAUUAGGUAAAAUGGGGGAGAAAUCCAAGAUGCAUGAUAAACUUCCAAGUAUCUCUAACAAAGAGUUUUAUGGUAUUCCUCCACCAAUUCCUGAGAAAAAUCAAGAAUAUGACAUGUCAUUGGAUGGUAUUGGUUGUGAAAAUUACCAGAGAACAAGUACUCUAAAGGUGAGUAAUAGACAUUCUGUAAAUUCAGGCAUGACUUCUGCUCAAAGAAGUAAGAAUAAUAAACUGAAUGGAGGGGUUAAAGUCCGCAGUAAAAUGGUAACCCAAAACAAUGGAGCUGAGUUUGACAAAGAUAAUGCUAAAGAUCAAAGGAAGAUUGAUGGUAAGGCUGUAAAUGUAAGAGAAAGUACUCUGUCCAAAGAUAUUGCAAGUAGUAAGACAUCAACGAAGGACAUUUCUGCUGACUGUUCUUUUGAUGAUGAAAGUAAUACUUAUGAUGACAUUAGAGAACACUUUGUACGGUUAUCAAAAGCAUCACCAGAACAAACAUCAGCACCAGCACCAAACCCGAAACAAUCAUCAACAACAGCGUUUCAACAAAACUCAAAACCAACACUAGUUAUGUCAAAAUCCACACCAGCUUCAGUACAACGAAAUAACUCAACUCCAAUACCAGUAAAAAAGUCCUCUAAAACAUUAACAAAAAGCAGUUCAGUAACAGAUAAAGAACAAGAUCCAAUGCCAUUACCACAAAACGAUUCCUCUCCUGCAUCUGAAGGUCAGAGACCAUCAGUCCCACUAGCCAAUCGACCACCAAUGCCAGUCCCUCAACCACCAUCCUCAACAGCAACACUACCACAAUCAGCAACAGAAAAAACAAAUUCUUCCAAAACAUUAUCCUCAACAAAAUUGGGGAUAGCCAAACGACCACCACUGCCAAUACCACAACCAACAACCCCAACAACACAACCAACAACAUCACCAACAGCAGAAUCACCAACAACAAAAACAGAAACAGCAACAUCAAAAUCAGCUCAACAGAAUCCUAAAGAAUCUAUAGAAAACAGUAUCAGUGAUGCAUCUGUUAAGGAACUGUGCAUGCUUUUGGAAAGUUGUGGUUUACAUAGAGUAAAAGACAUCUGCCAGGAAAAUUAUCUUGAUGGCUAUUUUCUUUCAAAAUUAUCUGAGAGUUCUUUACAAUCAGCACCAUUUAACUUAUCAUCUAUAGAAAUGAUGAAGUUAAAAAUGAUGUUGGAAGGAUGGAGACCAAAACUGGAAUAAUGGAAUAAUUGUGGUACUGAAUGACAAGAAGGAUCAAAUAAUUGAAGAAUUGGUGAAUGGAAUGAUAGAAGGACUGUAUGAUUUGAAUAAUGGAAGAUUGAAAGAAUUAAAUAAUGG
Messenger RNA from Octopus sinensis (East Asian common octopus), 2962 nucleotides. RefSeq names its product flocculation protein FLO11-like. The transcript is spliced from 5 exons. The record is from RefSeq and is a predicted model, not a curated record. The coding region runs from base 281 to 2845 and encodes 854 amino acids. Lineage: Eukaryota; Metazoa; Mollusca; Cephalopoda; Octopoda; Octopodidae.